CUGUCCAUCGAGCGACUUCUUCUGCUACGGUCGUACGAGUAAGAGUUCAUCUCUUCCGGAUCUCUUGUUUCUCUUUAUCUGCAGAGGACGACCUGGAGUUCAUCAGCUUUAUUCUCACAGGACGGGAUUCAGAUUUACCUUUCGGUCUCUCUUCUACUUACCUUUUCCCCUGUUGUUUCCUCUGACACGAUGUUCAUCUUGAGCACGGCUGUUUUCUUGAAACUCCAGUGGGGAAUCGGUGCUGACCUAGCUCGUUUGCUGUCUUCACUCCUUGAUUUCUUGGUUCACUUUAUUUCUCUCUUCCUAGAUCUUGCUUAUACCAUGCGUUUCUGUGACGAAGCUAUUGAGCACUCUUCCAUCUGCCCCCUUUCCUUCCCUUUCACCAGGCUGCAGGAGUAGCAGGGAACAAUGGCGGCGGCGUCGAAGUCGUCAAUCGAGAACGUGACGGCGGUGGACUCCACCGCAUUGGACUGCGGCGUAUGCGAAUGUCCACUGAAACCGCCGAUCUUCCAGUGUGAAGUGGGACACAUGGUGUGCUCAGAGUGCAAAGAGAAGAUGGCAGCAGCGAAGACGUGCCAUGUGUGCCGGCGCACCCUUGCCGGUGGCUACAAGCGGUGCUACGGCGCGGAGCACAUCGUGGAGUGCCUCAAGGUACCGUGCCCCAACACGGCCAACGGCUGCCCCGCCAAGCUAGCCCGCUACGCCGAGAGCGCGCACCUCCAGGUUUGCAAGUACCGGCCGUUCCAAUGCCCCGUAGAGGACUGCACCUUCGCCGACCGAUACCUGUCGGCGCUCAAGCACCACUUGAAAUACACGCACAAAUGGCCGUCAACCAACGUCUACGAUGGCACCUCGAACCUGGCCCUCGUCGACGGCUUCAAUGUAAUCAUACCCUGCCCCGGUUCCCGACCGCAGCCAACUGAAACUCUAUGGCCAUACUUUGGGAUUCCCGUUUAUCACAUGCUCAUCCUAAAGGUGACCCGGGAGUCGUAUGGCCGCGUCGUCACUCCCGUCCACAUACGUGCUCGGGACGCCAAGGAAUGCCGGCUGAAGCUCGCGUACGAAACUCCUUGCGGCACCCAUCGCCUGGAGUAUGCAUUCAACGUGCCGUCCACUGAUGUCUCCGCCUCCGGUGGGGGUGGGCUGUCUUCUCCGGACGACCGCUUUGACUUCGUCGUCCCAAAAUCCGUUCAGCCGCUCGACAUGGAUACUAUCAAGGUAGCAUUCUCAUGCUGGUACCUUGACAAUGUCGAGUCCUAAGUCAUAACCAGAGCAAGGACUAGUCAGAGACCUGGAGGGUUAGUUUGGACUGCUCUUAAAUUGUUGCGGGGCUAGUUUAUGCAUUUUGCUGGCGAGAAGAACUGUUACUCAGUGUGGUGCAGCCUGUUGAUCUGGGCAAGACUAGUUUUUAUUUUGUUAACCUCAGCCAUGAACUAUCUAUAAGCUUAAUCUGCUACUAUGUCUAUGUGCUACUCCACUACUCCUGCUAUGUUCCUAUGUGUGAUGCAUGGCUCCUUUUGUAAUAUGUUGGUGCUGCAUCUAUAUCAAGUUUAU
Messenger RNA from Lolium perenne, 1554 nucleotides. The record is from RefSeq and is a predicted model, not a curated record. Lineage: Eukaryota; Viridiplantae; Streptophyta; Magnoliopsida; Poales; Poaceae.